AUGGGGAUCAUCUCAAGGAAGAUUUUCCCGGCUUGUGGGAGCAUGUGUGUUUGCUGUCCUGCUUUGAGGUCUAGAUCAAGACAGCCUGUCAAACGAUACAGAAAAUUGCUUGCUGAUAUCUUCCCGAAAUCCCCGGAUGAGCUUCCAAACGAAAGGAAAAUCGUCAAAUUAUGUGAAUAUGCCGCGAAAAACCCUUUUAGGAUUCCCAAGAUAGCAAAGUAUCUUGAAGAACGAUGCUACAAAGAACUGAGAUCUGAGCACAUCAAACUAGUCAAGAUUGUAGCGGAAUCUUUCAUUAAGUUGCUUUCCAUUUGUAAGGUGCAAAUAACAUAUUUUGCUGUUGAUGUGCUUAAUGUGAUUUCGGAGCUCUUGGACUAUUCCAAGGAUGAGACUAUUCAGACACUUGGUUGCCAGUCCUUAACAAGGUUCAUCUACUGUCAGGUAGAUUCUACUUACACUCAUAACAUUGAGAAAUUGGUGAAGAAAGUAUGCAUGCUAUCACAGGAGCCCGGUGAAACACUCGAAAACUGCAGCUUGAGGGCAUCGAGCUUGCAAUGUCUAUCAGCAAUGGUUUGGUUCAUGACUGAAUUUUCACACAUUUUUGCUGAUUUUGAUGAGAUUGUUCACGCCACUUUAGAUAACUAUGAGUGGUGUAGACGAAGUGAAGAAGCUGACAGGACAGAGGCUCAUCACAAUUGGGUAGAAGAGGUUGUUCGUAGCGAAAGCCGGACUGGUUCUUUUGUUGGUAAUGACAAUCGCUCUAGUUGCUUGAUUAUCCAACCACGGCCUGAAGUAAAGGAUCCUUCCCUCUUAACCAGAGAAGAAAUUGAAAAACCAGAAAUAUGGGCUCAAAUAUGCAUUCAAAGACUGGUUGAAUUAGCCAAGGAAAGCACAACUAUGCGUCGUGUAUUGGAUCCAAUGUUUGUCUACUUCGAUUCAAGGCAACAUUGGGCUCCUCAGGAUGGUUUUGCAUUGAUGGUUUUGUCUAGCAUGACCUACUUCAUGGAGAACACAGGGAAUCAACGAUUUAUUCUAGCUUCUGUGAUACAUCAUCUGGACCACAAAAAUGUUAUGAAUGAUCCCCAACUUAAAUCAUAUGUAGUUCAAGUUGCCACAUCUUUAGCCAUGCAGAUUAGAUCAGGGAGACGGCUGGCAGAGAUUGGUUUUGUUGGUGACCUUUGCAGGCAUCUCAGGAAAAGCUUUCAGGCCUCAAGUGAAUUUGUUGGUGAACAAGAGCUCAACUUGAAUAUCUCACUCCAAAGUUCCAUUGAGAAUUGCUUACUGGAAAUUGCUAAUGGGGUCAUUGAUGCUCAGCCACUGUUUGACCUGAUGGCAAUAACCCUAGAAAAUAUUCCGUCUGGUGUUGUUGGUAGAGCAACCAUUGGAUCAUUGAUUGUCCUUGCUCGAGCACUCACUUCAGCAUUGGCCAACUUACGUUUGCAGCAGGGAUUUCCUGAAUCUCUUCUCAUGCAACUUCUAAAAGUAAUGUUGCAUUCAGACGCAGAGGCUCGCAUUGGAGCACACCUAAUAUUUUCUGUACUUCUUUUACCGAAUUCCUUCCAUACACACGAAGCUUCUUCGCUGCGGUCCAGAUAUCUAGAUCAGCGCAGCAAAAAGAAUUCUCACACCGCAGCUGCAUCCGCUUCAAUUACAGCUUUACUCGAAAAACUCCGCAGGGGCAAAGACAGUACAAAUGCAGAUCACGGGAAUGUUGUUCAUGAUGACAAAGAAAGAGAUACCGUGGUCGAAGAGUGGAAGCAAGGCCGUGGCUUAAAAACUUCACCUAACUUUUACAAACUCAGCUCAAUCAUUGAUAGGGCUACAGGAUCAACGAGUUUGACUGACACAGAACCAUAUGUUAUGAAGCUAAGUGAAGAUCAAAUGGGCCAGCUUCUUUCUGCGUUUUGGAUUCAGGCCAACCUUCCUGAUAACUUGCCUUCAAAUAUUGAAGCUAUAGCUCAUUCAUUCAUAUUGACACUAAUUGUUUUGCGCAUAAAGAACCUAAAAGACAAAGACAACCUGGUGAUCCGCUUCUUCCAGCUUCCUCUAUCUCUCUGGAAUAUGUUGUUGGAGAAUAAUGGAGUGUUGCCCCCAGCACGUCAGAGGUCUAUCUUUGUGUUAUCCGCUGGGAUGUUGAUCUUUGCCUGCAAAAUAUAUCAGAUCCAUGAUCUGAAUGAUGUGUUCGCUUCGAUAGCAAAAUCUGAAGUUGAUCCGUUCUUGGGAAUCAGUGAUGAUAAUCAAGUAUAUGCUAAGACGCAUAUGGAUUUAAGAGAGUAUGGUUCUGCUGCUGACAAUCAGUUAGCCAUGUCAACAUUAUCUGAGUUGAGGAACAAAGUAUCUGAAUAUGAGCGGACUAUAAAGAAUGUUUUGGUUCAUAAUUUAACGAACUUCAUUGAGCUGGAUGCAGAUAACCUUGCUGUGCUACUGUCAGAGCCAUUUAAGCCCGAUGAAGACUUUGUGUUUGGUCCACAGUCAAUCUUUGAUCAGAAUCAAUUGACUUGUCAUUCUCAGGAGUCACUAUCAAUUGAUGAGGAUUUUCCCUCAAAUUCAGGAGGUGAAGACGAUACAAUCAGCGAAGCUUCUGUCUCUGACCUUUCUCGAUUCAUUUCAAAGAUGCCUGUAUCCCCUCCCCAGCCUCAUGUUAUCAGUAUCGGACAACUUUUGGAAUCGGCACUAGAGGUAGCGAGUCAAGUGGCAGGAACGACAGUCUCCACUUUGCCUCUCCCAUACAACGCCAUGGUUAGUCAGUGUGAAUCACUCGGGACAUGUGCAAGGAAGAAGCUUUCGAAUUGGUUGACCGUCGAGAAUCUUUACACUCAAUCACCUGAUCAGUCGUUUCUGGCCAUGGCUCGUAACAGUAAUGCAGCACUCGAAAAGGAAGCAUAUGAGGGUGAGAAUGCGCAAGUAGCUGCAUCUGCAUUGCCUAGGGAUCCCAUGAAGCUGCCUCCUGCUAGUCCAUUUGAUAAUUUUCUCAAAGCUGCUGGGUGUUAA
Messenger RNA from Lathyrus sativus (Indian pea), 2991 nucleotides. The record is from the annotation of a GenBank genome assembly. Lineage: Eukaryota; Viridiplantae; Streptophyta; Magnoliopsida; Fabales; Fabaceae.